Messenger RNA from Sorghum bicolor (sorghum), 1349 nucleotides. RefSeq lists its product as uncharacterized. The transcript has 5 exons. Bases 282 to 866 code for a protein of 194 amino acids. The record is from RefSeq and is a predicted model, not a curated record. Lineage: Eukaryota; Viridiplantae; Streptophyta; Magnoliopsida; Poales; Poaceae. Gene Ontology annotation, cellular component: transcription factor TFIIH holo complex. Gene Ontology annotation, biological process: DNA repair; regulation of cyclin-dependent protein serine/threonine kinase activity; regulation of transcription by RNA polymerase II.
GUCCCGAGCCCCCAAGGCCGCGAGUCUGCAACACGGCGCCCCUGCGGACGAGCGCCGCCGUCCCCGAGCACGGAGGUCGAGCUGCCCAGGCGCGGAGCGCCAGCACCCCGCCGGCCGGCCGCCCACCCACCGCCCCGCCUGGCUGCCUGGGCCUGGCGCUAGUCGCCGUUGCCGAGCCUGUGCGGCACGGCCGUUGGUGCGCCGAGCAGCGCGGGACCCGCCGCGGCGCGAGUCCACGGCAGUGCGGGAGCUGAUCCUGCGGUCUAGGCGGAGUCGGUGAGAUGGUGAUGGUGUCAGGCGGUGGGGGGAACGCGUGGGCGAAGGAGAUGACCGUCCGCCGCAGGAUAGCCAGCAUAUUCAAUAAGACGCAGGAACACUUCCCUAGUCUGAAGGACUACAACGAUUAUCUGGAAGAAGUUGAGGAUAUGACUUUCAACCUGAUCGAAGGGAUAGAUGUCGAGGUGAUUGAAGCAAAAAUUGCAAGAUACCAACAGGAAAAUGUGGAGCAGAUAUACUUGUCCAGAGCUAAAAGGGCGGAAGAUCUUGCAGCAGCACUUAAAGCAAGCAGGAUGAACCCUAUAAAGGCCGAGGUCAAUGAUACGGCUGCUGGGAGUUCUCAGGGUAUUAGUGGUGGGGCAGGAGUUCAGGGCCAGUAUGCACCUGCCGCUGUUCUUGGGGGAGUGGCUCAGCCUCGCCCCACAGGUAUGGCUCCCCAACUAAUGGGCAGUCGGUCAGAUCCUCUUCAAGGAGAUGACGAGGAGACCAGGAGACUACGUGCAGAGCGAGUAGCACGAGCUGGUGGAUGGACUGCUGAAUUGAGUAAGAGAAGAGCACUGGAGGAGGCGUUUAGCGCCAUAUUCAUCUAGGACUGAUCAAAAGGCAACACAUGGCCUGGAGGAAAGCCAGUAUAUUUAAAAUGGCCGUCAAACAACUGCGCAACAUUGGAUGGUCUAUACCGCGAUACCUUUUGGGACAUGGAAUUCUCACAGAUUUUAGUGAAGUACUACCUAUUAGCGCCAAGUGAGCGUGCGGUCGCAAAAGCAUCCUUUGUGUGCAAGCUAGAAAAUGCACAUUGUUGUGUACCUUGUUCGUCUCAGGUCAUCUUGACAGUCAAGACUUGUGACAGUUCUUUUGUAUAAGGACAUGAUACACUUUACGAGCCUCGCUUCUCAGACGUACCACCCUCUGUCCUAAAUUAUAGGUCAUUUUGGGUUUUCUUGGUGCAUAGCUUUUGUUAUAUACCUAGAUAUACAAUAUGUCUAAUACAUAAUAAAGAUUGUGUACCUAGAAAAGUCAAAACGACUUAGAGAUUAAGACAGGGGGAGGGGUUAAAAGAAAUUGUCCCAUGA